Molecule: messenger RNA, 2592 nt
Organism: Rotaria socialis
Lineage: Eukaryota; Metazoa; Rotifera; Eurotatoria; Philodinida; Philodinidae
Source: the annotation of a GenBank genome assembly
AUGCGUGCCAUCUUUUUUCUUUCUCUGCUUAUAAUGAUUGGUCCAUUGAUAGGCGCCGGAUAUUUCGAUCCAGAUAUUAAUGACUAUGACGCUUAUGGAUUAAAAAUAGCUGCCAAUAAUAUUCUUUUAGUUGAGUCACUGCCUAAUAACUACGAAUUUCUCAUAGUAUUGGCACCCUAUAAUAAUGUAACUUACGAGCAACAAUGCUUUAUUGCGUACGUAGAUGAGGAUCAUUAUGUUUAUUCGGUAGGGGUUGGUUCGGACGCAAAUGACAUUAGUUUUUACGCUGUCGGUCAAAUCAUUGGCGCCAGUCAAUAUCAAACUGAUUCAAAUAUUGACAAUAACACUUUUAUUACGUUCUACAAUAGUUAUGACAACGAAUCAUGUCUAACAACGAGUCAAGUCCUUAUCGAUUAUAUGAGUCUUUCUGAACCGAAUUUUUUAGUUAUGGUCGUUCAUCCAACUGGUCAAUUUGCCCUUGUGAUAGCAGAAAAUACUGUGUUCAAAUAUAAUCCAUUCGUCUCUUCACGGAUCACUACUAAUACUUCAUUUUGGCCUGAUACGUCGUUUACUCCAAGAGCAGCUGACAUUACUACCAAUUUUACUGUUGUAGCCGGCUUAGUUAGCAACGGACCCUCAUCCCGCAUACGUGCACAGGUCAUUGUCUAUCUGAUAGACAACAAUUUAAGUCAAAUUUACUCUAAUUGGACCUACGAACCACUCAAUAGUAGUUGGCAAAGUCAACUGACUUUUUCAGGAACUGCCAAUUGGUCUGUCAAAUACAGUAUGUCCGUUGAUAUCAACAAUUUUGAUCCAACACGUGUACUAGUAGGAGUUCCUUAUCUCAAUACUGUCUUUCAGUUCGUCAUAAGUGGUAACGGUACAAUACUGACAUUAUCCAGUCAAAUAGAUAAUGGAAAUAGCGUUGGUUUUGGUAAGGGUGUAGCUUGGUUGGCAUCUGAUCAAGCUGCUAUCCUUGCUAAUAGAUAUACUUCCACGUUUUCCCUUUGGUUAUCUUCACAGAUUUGGCUUUACACACAGCUAUCGACAAUUGGUCUUGCUUCGGCACCAACAGCCAUCAUACCUAACAACCAACAACCUCUGCCUUCGACUAUCAGCAAUCAGUUUCUCAAUAUACGGCCAAUUUCAAAUUCAUUGGCAGUCUUAGAUGUAAUUGGUGCGACUCUCCUAAUUCUAUCAACACAGCCUGGUUUCUAUGCGUCAACUGAUACAAGCCAUUCACCAGAGUCUGUAUCAAUACCUACUAUCAGUACAAAGCAGGCUUGCGUUCCUGGUACAAUGAAGAAUAACAGUGGAAUACACCCAUGCUCUCUUUGUCAGUCUGGUUCACGAAGUGCAGCUGGUAGUAUUAACUGUACACAAUGUGAUCCAUCUGCAUUCUGUCCACUGGGUGCAGUUGCUGAAGUAGCACAGAGUGAAUUAGAGACGUUAACACAAGCAUAUGCCCAUCCGACAUCACCCGACGUGACCUCUUUUGAUGAUAUUCUUCUAGCAAAUGUGUUUCAACUUCGUCCGUAUACUCGCUGCAUUGUUAUAUCACCCAUAUUCUGGACACUCAUAACUUUAUUUCUAUUGGCGAUUAGAGAAGGCGAGAUAUGGAUUGGUGGUUUGGCCACAAUCACUUUAAUUAUACUCGUUGCCCAAGCAUACGCUUUCAGCACAAACUUUGUUGCACAGUAUCCAUCUGAACAGGUCGGCAAUAGUGACUUUGCAUGUGAUCCUACAAUUAGAAAUGCUGUUUUUGAAACAUCACUCCAAUCACUUGCUAUUCCAAGAUCUGACGACGAGCAAGUAAUCUUUGAUCUUGUUAAAAAUCAACAAUUCACUCUGAACGUCAAUCUUCUCAACACGGCCAUUACGUGCUCUUCAAUAUAUCCUAAACAGAUAAUCGAUAGUUUAUUAGUUCCAAUCAAUUUCAUUUCAUGCUCGCAAAAUAAUUCAAUUGUAAAAACUGCCAUCAUGGUAUCGAAAGAUGCUAUCACAAUACAGUUUAUCAUUGAUGAUUUUAAACCCAUCGGGGGCAUAGGGAUUGGUAUGAGUGGUCCUGGACAAGAUAAUGGCAGUUCAACAUUGAAAGAGCUUGGAUUUAAGCAGGCAUUCUACAAUGCUGAUAGAACGCUUGCCCAAAGCGCUACCGUUUCUCUUCAGCUUACAAUGGCUUUAAACAAAACAGAGCCUCUGAGUGGACCAGAUUCAAAUUUUACAGGAAUCUGGUAUCCAACAUAUACUGUAGAUAAAAAUGCGAUGUUUGUCACACGUGAGGAUUACAUCUCAUCAUCAAAUUUGACUCAAACAACACUGACAAUUCUUAUUAGCCAGAGUUCAUACUACAUCAAACACAAUCAAAAACCGAUUGUUAAACAAUCUGAAAUGAUCUUCAAGAAUUUCAUGUUUACACUGUUCUGUAUGGAAAUACUCGGGCUUCCUCUUCUUCUUCUCAAACUUAUGAUUAUGCCUCUAUUCAAACUCAUACACUCGCGAUGUAAACAAUUAAUUAGUGAACGACGUGAAACGUAUAGGCUCGAUCGUGAACUUACUGAUAUAGAGGGUCCUCAUGAUCAUGAGGUAUAA